AUGUCUUUUGCCAUGCUGCGCUCAGCACCCCCCAGCCGAUACUUGUACCCCGAGAUCAGCAUGCUGUCGGAAGACGAUGAGAAUGGCAGUGAGAGUUCAGGCUCGGACGAGAAGCCCUACCACCUGGAUACGGAUGGCUUUGGCCUCAAGGGUUCUAAGCGACGUGCAGGAGGCAAGAAGGGGAGCAGUGGUGGGGGGCGUCUGAGCCGAGAGCCCAGGCAGAGACACACAGCCAAUGCCCGAGAGCGGGAUCGCACCAACAGUGUCAACACUGCCUUCACUGCCUUGCGCACCCUUAUCCCCACGGAGCCUGCAGAUCGCAAACUGUCCAAGAUUGAAACGCUGAGGCUGGCAUCCAGCUACAUCUCCCACCUGGGCAAUGUGCUGCUGGUGGGUGAGGCCUGUGGAGAUGGGCAGCCUUGCCAUUCCACACCAGCCUUCUAUCACCAUGCUGGCGGAGCUAGUCCCCCACCCCCACCUCCACCUCCCCGGGACAGCGAGAACUCCCAGCCCAAACAGAUCUGCACCUUCUGCCUCAGCAACCAGAGAAAGUUGAGUAAAGACCGGGACAGGAAGACUGCAAUCCGGAGUUAGGAGACAAAGGUCAACUCCAGGAAGGGGGUGGGGAAGCAGAAGGAGA
Molecule: messenger RNA, 640 nt
Organism: Gracilinanus agilis (Agile Gracile Mouse Opossum)
Lineage: Eukaryota; Metazoa; Chordata; Mammalia; Didelphimorphia; Didelphidae
Gene: SCX
Product: scleraxis bHLH transcription factor
Exons: 2
Coding region: 1-594 (197 amino acids)
Biological process (GO): developmental process; regulation of transcription by RNA polymerase II
Molecular function (GO): DNA-binding transcription factor activity, RNA polymerase II-specific; protein dimerization activity; RNA polymerase II transcription regulatory region sequence-specific DNA binding
Source: RefSeq, a predicted model, not a curated record